CGUCGGUCGGGUCUGCAGUGCAGGCAGGGUCAGGGGUGCGAGCGAGGGUGCGAGCAAGGGUGCGGGCGGCGCCCCCUGCAGCGAAAUGCCGCGCAACCUGGCCACGUCGGCCCUGAUCAAGCCGUUCGUGGUGCUCGCGCUGCCAGGCAUGUACCUUUUCUACAAGUACAACCAGUACAAGCGCCAGCAGCAGGAACAGACCCGCAGGAAGGUCACCGAACGAGAACUCGCCCACCUCAACCACAAAAUCGACAAGCUGUUGUGCAAGCUGGAGGAGAACGAGCCGGACGUUGCGACUUCACAGGAGGACGAGUGCGUGAUUUGCGUGAACGCGCGCGCGACGAUGCAGACGUUCCCGUGCGGGCACCGCGUCGUGUGUCGCAAGUGCUUCGUGAAGACGAUCCAGAUGGCGGUGUCGCAGCGGCUGCUGCCGCUCAGGUGCGUCAUCUGCAGGUCCAAGAUCCUGCGGCUCAAGCAGGGCGUCACCGGAGGCGUCACGCUGCCCACGUCCGCGUCGCAGUACUGCGUCGGCGUCGGCGCCAAGUGGGAGGUCCCAGCCUCCGCCUCCCUCUACUCCAUGUCUUCGGGAACCUCUUCGCUCUCUGGGAUGUCUUCCGUGAGUUCCGCGACCAACAGCAGCGUUGGCUCGACCCGCUCCAGCAAAGCGAGCUCUUCUUCUUCAACUUGUCCGGGCGUCGGGCGCCAUCACGUCUACAGACAGCCGUCGGGCGCCUCCCUCAAACGCUCGCAAACGCACCAAAUGAAAAUGCGACUGCAAGAGUACAAAGACCCCUUGGCGGCGAGUUGUGGGCCGCCGGCGAGCAGCGUGGCGAGUUGCAGCUCAGGGUCGACGGGGUCAGGUCGGUUGCCGCCGAUCCAGGAGUUCCAGCGCGAGUUCCGGGCGAGCAGGGACAGGUCGGGCGGCGCCAAGGACAAGCCGUCGGCGUCGACGCGGAUCCGGUGCGCGCAGAAAAUCGUGACGCAGCUGGAGAACCCUGCGGCGGCCAAAAAGUCCUACUUCAGGGCGUCGCCGGCCAAAGGUCUCGGCAAGGAGCAGCAGAGCAAGGCCAGCAAGAAGCAGGAGGAGAAGGAGCUGAAGCGGAAGGAGAAGGAGGAGAAGGAGAACAAGCGCAAGGAGGAGAAGGAGCAGAAGCGGAGGGAGAAGGAGGAGAACAAGCGGAGGGAGAGGGAGGAGCGGAAGGAGAGGGACGAGCAGGCCAAGAGCAAAGCCAAGGACUGACGAUAAUCGCCGCUUCGACACUUCCCACGGCCCUUUCUUGCCAGGUCGCAAAGGGAUAUCAAAGCGAAUCAAACGUUUCUUUUUCCAUAAUUAUUUUCUCUCGCUUCGUACUUUGAAUUUCUCAAAAGUCGACGCUCAAAAUCACGCGCAGCUUUUUUCAUUCAGAACUAUAAUGAAACAAUUGAUUUGUGGAGCAAUAAGUGAGCAAAGUGGAACGAUUAAAUGAUGUGCUUGCGGCAAAUUUUAUAGUCAAUUUUUCUACACGAUCUCUCUGCGGCGAGAUGUUCGAGAAACAAAAGCAAAUUAUUUGCGAGGAGAAACGAGAGCAGACGGAAUUAAAGCCACACUUAACUACGCCAUAUCCCUAACGUAUUAAUCAAAAGUUGGAGAAAAUUUAUUCGUAGGCUACGUGGUUUUUACCCCCGGUAGCUUAAUUUUAUACACGAAGCCGCGCUGGAAUAUUUUAGAAAAGAGAGGCCGUUUCGAAAGCAGUUGCCAAUAAUCUCUUGAUUUCGGAAUGAAGGUUUUAGAUGCGAAGCUCGUUUUUAGCGCGUUAGUCGGUUUUUGAAGCCGAAGUUUGAGUUGCGAUUGAAAGAAGCAGAAACAUCACAGGCUGUUGUACUCCGUAGUGCGUUUUGCCGCGCAGGAAACUUAGCGUUAAGUGUGAGUCUCCCUGUUAGGUGUAAAAAUAUAUUCGUUGUGUCUUAAAAUGUGUA
Neocloeon triangulifer is the source of this 1956-nucleotide messenger RNA. RefSeq names its product arginine/serine-rich protein PNISR. Lineage: Eukaryota; Metazoa; Arthropoda; Insecta; Ephemeroptera; Baetidae. The transcript has 5 exons. The record is from RefSeq and is a predicted model, not a curated record. The coding region runs from base 86 to 1240 and encodes 384 amino acids.